Molecule: messenger RNA, 1825 nt
Organism: Bipolaris maydis ATCC 48331
Lineage: Eukaryota; Fungi; Ascomycota; Dothideomycetes; Pleosporales; Pleosporaceae
Product: Glyco-transf-34 domain protein
Biological process (GO): protein N-linked glycosylation
Cellular component (GO): Golgi membrane
Molecular function (GO): glycosyltransferase activity
Source: RefSeq, a predicted model, not a curated record
AUGUCUAGGUCCUCCUCACCCCAGCCCGGAGGCUGGUCGAGUCCAGGCUUGAACACGCCCUACGAUAACAGCGGGCAUAGCAGUCCAUACCCCAAUGGCUCCUCUUCACACAAUGUCACUUGGGCAUCGGCUCAAGCCCGGAGUGCAGAGGUCAAAGGCUAUCCUGCUUUCACUCCUAGAGGCCAAGGUUUCUUUGGCAAGCACUUUCGCAAAAUAUCUAUGAGCCUGCCCUUCAACCAUGGCGACAAGGAAAAGCUUGGCCGAGGACGGUCUCAGGGUAACAAGGUCACGCGGACUCUCAAUGGCAUAGUUUGGAAUUUGUGGCGCCUGCGGAAACGAGUCAUGGUCUUGUUUUUGGUUACGUUUCUUCUUUUCUUUUGGAAUUUUAACACACCCAUACGUCGAGCAUAUAGACGCUCAGCAUGGCUCGGUGGCGGCAGCAAAUAUGUCGUCAUCUUGGCUGCGAAUCAAGGUGGAGGUGUCAUGGAAUGGAAGGGUCCUCGUGAAUGGGCCAUUGAGCGCGACAGCGUUAAGAACAAGAAAAAGUAUACCAGGAACUGGGGCUACGAAUUGGAGAUUGUUGACAUGAGCACGAAGAAGCGCUACGCGCACGAGUGGAGGGAGAGCUGGGAGAAGGUGGAUACGAUUCGCAAUGCCAUGCGCAAGUACCCGCACGCUGAAUGGUUCUGGUGGCUGGACACGAACACAUUCAUCAUGGAACCAACCUACUCCCUGCAGAAGCACGUUUUCAAGCAGCUGCAAGACGUCACGUACCGCGAUAUCAACGUUUACAACCCUCUCAACAUUACGCAUCCUUUGACAGACGAGUACCUCGAUCCCGAAACACGCUCGCCGGUGGGAGAUGGCAGAGUCGAUUCUGUAAACAUGCUGGUGCCUCAAGAUUGCGGUGGUUUCAACUUGGGCUCAUUCAUGGUGCGGAGAAGCGUCUGGACGGACAGGUUGCUUGACAUCUGGUGGGAUCCUGUUGGAUACGAGCAGAAACACAUGCAAUGGGAGCACAAGGAACAGGAUGCAUUCGAGCACAUGUACCAAAACCAACCUUGGAUCCGCCCCCACGUUGCGUUCAUCCAACAGCGUCAAAUCAUGAGUUUCCCGCCAGGCGCCUGCGGUGACCAGGGCGACAAUCCCGACAUCCAUUACCAAGAGAAGGACCGCGACUUCCUAGUCAACAUGGCUGGCUGUGAGUGGGGUCGCGACUGCUGGGCUGAAAUGUACAAAUACCGCGAGCUUAGCAACCACCUCAACAGGACGCCAUGGGAGAAGUUCAAGGACGGCCUCUCGAGUUUGUUCAAGAGCAAGCCGAAGAAAGACGAUAAGAAGGAUGGAAAGAAGGAAGAGAAGAAGAAUUAGAUGGCAAUCAACGAUGUAUCCGAGGCGGUAUCGAGUGUAUUUCUGACAUUUCUCGCAUUUUGAUGGAAGCCAGGAUUCGGCUGAUGGGUUUACAAUAAUACUGAUCCGCGAAUGGGAAUGCACAGCCCUGGGAGCUGCAUACUCUCAGCAUACAUAAUGCCGGAGUUGGCGUCAUGCACCUAUACUCCUACAAGGCUGACUAUUUGGGAAUUAGGUGGGCAGCCGGACGGAAUGUGGCGUUGUCAUUUCUACAAAUGUUAUUUCGUGGGUCCAAACGUUGCCUCGAAUUCAAGUCAUUGUCGUCCCUUUGACCAGCUUCUCCACACGGAAGCCCCCGCCAUCCCCAGGACUGGUUGGGGUGACGGUAUUGGCUGUUAAGGUUAUCCAGGUAUCCUAGUCCUCUGCAGCACGUCUGCUUGUUUGGAAACCCUGUAAAAUAGAAGCAAGUUGUCGA